Molecule: messenger RNA, 2847 nt
Organism: Aspergillus japonicus CBS 114.51
Lineage: Eukaryota; Fungi; Ascomycota; Eurotiomycetes; Eurotiales; Aspergillaceae
Product: rDNA-binding RNA polymerase I transcriptional factor
Exons: 1
Coding region: 371-2500 (709 amino acids)
Biological process (GO): transcription initiation at RNA polymerase I promoter
Cellular component (GO): nucleus
Molecular function (GO): RNA polymerase I general transcription initiation factor activity; RNA polymerase I core binding
Source: RefSeq, a predicted model, not a curated record
GUUCAAGUUCCUAAUCUUCCCUCUCCUCUUCCAGCCGUUCUCCUCUCCGUUGAAGUCUCCCUGUGCCCGCCUUCCACGUUCUCCCCUCUUCCUGGCGCUGUGUGUGUCUUUCAAUGGAUGGAUUAAGGUGCUUAUUUCCUUGAUCAUUUAUUGUGUCCAUCCCCCUGUAGCAACGUCCGAGGUUCACUGAACGACUUGCCUCAGCCGUGUCGUGUGCAUCGCGUUAUCAUCCACCAUCUGACCUGUCGACAGCUCUCCUCUGUCAUCUCCCCCACGCUGAGCAGGCCCCUCUUUCAUUCGUCCUGAAUGGAAUCCGGUUGCUGUUACAAUUCCCUUGCAUCCAUCCUUCCAUAGAAAUAUCAGUUCGGUCAUGGUCGGAUCCAUUACCACCGCCUCGCGCAGGCCGUUGACCAAUCCUUCUAAGAUGCUAGCCAAAGCGUCCCCCGUGCCCAUUUUGAAAACACCCAAACGAGAAAACUCAGUGAUCGGCAUAAAGCGCAGGAUGGAGGACGACGAUCUCUCUCUGUCACCGUCUUCGUCGCUGAACUCCGAGACCGAAUACAACCCCAGUCCUCGCAAGCGAGCUAGGGUCAAGUUUGAACCGGAGGUGGAAAUGCGCGAACUUCCCUACUAUGAGAGAGCGCCCGAGCAGGAGUCUAAGCCAGAAAAGAGUGCCUCGGUCGUACGAGAGGAGGUGCGUCGGGCCAUCCAACGCCAUGUCUCUGGCACCGACAGUGAGGCGUAUGACCGGAUCAAGGAGCUCUUCUCGGUGGAUCCUCGACGUCCGGAUGAGGAUCACCUUCUUCUAUCUGAUGUACCUACACCCACAUCCUUGAGAUAUCAUCUGAUGGGUCUUUCGUCAAACGUUGCCGCACUAGAUCGCAGUUGCAACGGACUAGUCCAGGCGGUGCUGAAUAGUGUGUGGCUCGGUCGCGACGAGUCCUAUAUCAAGCUGUAUAUACGCUUCCUUGGUAAUCUUUCUGCCGCCCAGGGCAUUUAUCUGGGACCAGUGCUCAAGAUGCUGGUUAAUUACAUGGGCGAGCUUCCCAAGGACACUGGCAAGGUGCCGGGCUACGUCCCCGUGCCGGCCUCGGAGAUCUACAUGCGAGUCCAUAUGGCCCUGCGCUAUGUCAUGCAGUUGAUCCCGUCUGGCAGUGGAUCGCUAUCCCCAAUCUUGUCCAUGCAUUUCCCUUUCGAUACGGAUUCUGCCAAGGCCAAUAUUGCCUACACGAGCAACCUGCUCAAGAUCAGCAGCUAUACACCGGAGCUGCAAGCAGACAUUCUAGCUCUGAUCACAGAGAAGGUCGUCAAGAUUGACGUUCAGAUCCAGGUUGAUCUGGAAGAAAUCGAAGACGAAGUAGGCGAAGACGUUUUGCGCGGCGUCUCGCCAGAGGCUAUCAUGGCCGACGACGAGGAGGACGAUGACGAUGACGACGCUUCCGUCCUGAGCGAUGAGUCUGUAGACGACGACUCUCAGCGUAUCAAGACCGUUCGCGACAACAUCCUGAAGCUGGACGGCAUGAUCGAUUUGUUAUUCGAAUACUACGCGCCGGCGUUCGCAUCCGGCUCCUUUCAGGAUAAGGAGAACGCCCUCGAGCUCUUGUUGAGCCACUUUCAGACCAUUAUUCUUCCCAACCAUCGCUCCCGCCACACUCAGUUCCUCCUUUUUCACUACUCCCAAACAUCUCCCGAACUCGCGGAACGCUUCGCUUCCACCUGUAUUCACACUAUGACCAACCGGAGACAGCCGGCCAUCUUGCGGCAAUCGGCUGUCGCCUAUCUGGCUAGUCUUGUCGCGCGUGGCGCCCAUAUCUCUGGCGAGAUGGCGCGAGAUGUGUUCGACCUGCUAGGUGCUGAAUUGACCAGCUUCCGUAACGAAUUCGAGGACACGUGCCGGGGACCCGACCCCCGUCGAUACGGCCUCUUCUACUCGAUAUCCCAGGCAUUGCUCUAUAUUUUCUGUUUCCGCUGGCGGGACCUGACCACGGCGGCAAUCGAAGGUGACACGCCAGUGCAAGUUGAAGAACUGGAACCUGAAGACAUCCUAUUCCCGCCCUCGGUCAAGGAGGUGCUUCGUCAAACUAUCUACUCAAAGCUCAACCCGCUCAAAGUGUGCUCGCCCGCUAUCGUGACACAGUUCGCCCGGAUGUCUCAACACUUCAACCUGAUGUAUGUGUACAGCAUUCUGGAGACAAACAAGCGCGUUCGGAUUUCGACCUAUCGCAGUUUGUCUGCAUUGGCGGACCCGCGCUUUCACCAGGUGGAGCGAGAGAUCCGCGCGGGAGAUGACGUCGGUUAUCAAGCAGACUCUUACUUCCCCUUCGAUCCAUACCAGCUCCCUCGCAGUCGCCGUUGGUUGGAGGGUGACUAUGUCGAGUGGCGGGGUAUCCCGGGCUUGGAUAAUGAAGAGGACGACGAGGACGACAGUGAGGCAGAUGACGACGAGGAUGUGUCCGACGACGACUUGAGCGUUGGGACCGAGACUGAUGACGAUAUGUAACGGAUGAACAAAAAAGUGUUUUCUGGUGAAGGACCAAAGAAAAGCAAAAGCGCUAAUUCCGUGUUUCUUGUGCUUGGCGAGCCCAAUACCCUUUUUCUCUCUUAGAUCUUUUCGUUCCCACAUUGAUUUUCUUUUGUUUCACUCUUCCGUUCUAGCCAGCUGCUGUCUCGAGCUGAUUUCAUUUGAUGCAUGGGGUUACAUGACCAUGUCGGCUAUGUGCUUUGCCAAUAUUCUUCUGUCCUGUUUUGGGGGGUGCUGAGGCCAAAUAUAUCUUGUGAGAAUGAUUUUGGUACAACCUUGUUCAUCUACAUAGCCAGUUAGAUGAUCUUUUUCUAACCCUACCAGAU